AUGAACGAUCGUGUUCCAUCCUUUAAAUUAGCUACCUAUAAUGGGAAACCACCGUACGCAGAAGGUGAUCGAGCCCAAAAAGCUAUUGUGAAUAGUCUUCAAUUAAUGAAAAGAUGCGUACAAGAUCCAUCACUUAUUAUUGUCGAUGUUGGUGCCUUCGUUGCUGUUAAUAAUUUACCUUCCAAUGCUCAACUACAGUUUUCUCAAGGUGGUGGUGAAACAACAGUAUCGAAUGGAACAUUGUAUGCAUCUACAAUUCGUCUCGAUGAUGUUCACUGGUCACCACAAUCAUCGAUUCUUAUAUUAAAAGUUGAUAUCGAAGGUUUCGAACUAAAUGUACUUCGUUCGGCCGAAAAAUUAUUUCGUGAAAAGCGCAUUCAUCAUUUAAUUUUUGAAUACACAGCCUGGUGGACGGACAGAGCACCUCAAAAAGAUCUUACACCAUUCGUUGAAAAAAUUCUUGGUGCGAAAGAAUUGUUUGCAUUAGAUCGAUCAGCUUAUACUGUUUAUGAACCUCUGACUCGAGAAGCACUAGAUCAGUUUCAUGAUGAUCAUGACAAACAACAUCUUCAAACCGAUAUCUACGCCAUUUUCGUAGAAUUCAAAGAAAAAUCUAAUUUGCAAGUUCAACCAUACCAGCCUAAAGUAUCAUUCGCAUGA
Rotaria sp. Silwood1 is the source of this 660-nucleotide messenger RNA. NCBI's taxonomy places the organism in Eukaryota, Metazoa, Rotifera, Eurotatoria, Philodinida, Philodinidae. The record is from the annotation of a GenBank genome assembly.